GCUUCAUCGGCUCCAUACUUUCACUUCUUACAAUUAGAAGUUUGAGUGGAAUCCACCAUGAAGAUCUUAAUCCUGACUUCCAUCUUUGUGGUUGCUGUGAUAGCUCUUCCAAGAGCAAAACGUCAAGUUUACUAUUUACCAGCUGGAGCUGAUCUGAUCUUGAGUAAAACCCUACAGAAUACGUUCAGUUGUGAAGGCAAAGAUGGCGGUUAUUAUGCAGAUCAGGGAAUGGAUUGUCAAAUUUUCCACGUUUGCCACCCCACCGAGAAGAAAACUGAACAGUAUAGCUUCAUCUGUGGCAAUCUGACAGUUUUCAAUCAGCAAACUAUGACGUGUAGUCAUCCGGAUGAUGCUGUACCUUGUAACAAAGCUCACGAGUUUUUCCAUCUUAACGAACGUCUCUUCGAUGAGGAGGAAGUUUUCUUGAAGGAUGAAGAAAUCUGAUCAAAUUUCUAUAGUUUAUCCUCAUCUAUAUGUUAAAAUUUAUCAUCCUAUUAUUGCAAAUAUAACAAUGCUUGUUGUGGUACUAUGGUACAAUGCUUGUGGAACCUUGGUUAAUUUGUUAUCGUUGAAUUUUUAUAUAAAUAAACUGCAAUUAUCUUAA
Messenger RNA from Centruroides sculpturatus (bark scorpion), 604 nucleotides. RefSeq lists its product as uncharacterized. The record is from RefSeq and is a predicted model, not a curated record. Gene Ontology annotation, molecular function: chitin binding. NCBI's taxonomy places the organism in Eukaryota, Metazoa, Arthropoda, Arachnida, Scorpiones, Buthidae. The coding region runs from base 58 to 444 and encodes 128 amino acids. Gene Ontology annotation, cellular component: extracellular region. The transcript is spliced from 4 exons.